UACACAGAUGAGCCCUGUUCCAGAUGCGUCUUUUAGGAUAGAACAUUUUCAUGAAACGUAUGCCCAUGGAGCAAAUGAACCUUGUAUCUGUGGCAACACUGUGGUCUGAAAACACCAGUGCGUCUCUGCCAUCCGGUUCAUCAGAGUCUCCGAUCUCUGAAGAAUGGGAGAUGAUCCACGCAAUCAUCCCUCCGUACAUCUUCACCUUAACCCUGCUAGGCCUCGUUUUUAACAGCUUUGUCCUGGUGGUGUUCCUCACCCACAGGGAUCGACUGACUGUAGCUGAGAUUUACCUGAGCAACCUGGUCCUGGCUGACUUUAUUCUCCUGUGUGGCCUCCCCUUCUGGGCGAUGAACAUCCUCAAUCACUUUAACUGGCCCUACGGAGAUGCCUUAUGCAAAAUGGUCAACUCUGUCAUCAUUAUCAAUUUUUACACCAGCAUCUACACUCUGGUCAUGAUUAGUGUUGACCGCUACCUGGUACUUGUGAAGACCAUGAAGGCCAGGUUGCUGAGACGGACACUUUAUGCCAGGGUGAUCUGCUUCAUCCUGUGGAUGUUAGGCCUUAUACUGAGCACGCCCACAAUGGUUCACAGAAAGGUGAAGUUCAUCGAGGAGUUCAAGACCAUGUCCUGUAUAUUGGAUUACAAUCAUAACAGCGCUUGGAAGUUGGCCCAUCAGAUUCUGAUGAACAUAGUGGGCUUUGUACUCCCUGUUCUGGUCAUUGUUUUCAGCAGUGUGAACAUAAUCAAGGCUUUAGCUCAGAGGAGGGAGAGUGUAGGUUUCCAUGACAAUAAUGACACAAAGGCCACAGUACUUGUGUAUGCCGUCACACUAUUAUUCUUACUGUGUUGGGGUCCGUUUCAGGUGUUCACUUUCCUUGACACACUGUGUGAUGUCCAAGUGUUGAAUGAGAUGCUGUGGUCCCACAUUCUCGACAUGGGGGGGCAGGUUUCAGUGUAUCUUGCCUUUCUCAACAGUGUCCUGAACCCACUGCUGUAUGUCUUCUCAGGGCAGUACUUUAGGAGGAAAGUUAGCGCCAUCUAUAGGAGGACCAGACAUUAUCGCAGAGGAUCAGAUGUGACCACAAAUCAAUGCUCGGUUGCAUCCACUUACAUUAACAAAACACAGCAAAUUAAGAUUGUGGUAAUUCUUAAUGCAAAGGAUCUGAUGUGACUCUUCAUAACAUCCUGUCCCCCACUUCUGUUACUGCUUAUGGAAAAAGAGAUGUAAUAUACAGGAUAUGAGUCUCAAAUUUUUAUUUCAUGAGACUUAACACAAUAAUAAUGCUGUUAUAUGGUUGAACAGCACUAUCAGAUGAUGUGUAAUAAUGCGCUUUGCAGAAAUAAUUGACCUGUGGAGAUAAUGGACAUAAUCUGUAGAAGAAAUGGAAGCAGAUUUUAUGGCCCACAAAAGACAAUAAUUGUCUUGAUCUGCAGAUACGCACUAGGCAUCUGAAUCUGUCUCUUUGAACUGUAACAUAGCUUUACUGUUACUGGACUUGAUGUGAUGUUUUAAAACCAUCCAUUUCUGAAAUGCUAACUAGUUCAUUGUUUCUCUUAACUCUUUAAAGAAGUUUAUACUCUGCAAGCUAUCAUGAGAAAAUGACCACCUAUGUCCAUGUAUUUACAUUUACAUUCAGU
This is a messenger RNA of Micropterus dolomieu (smallmouth bass), 1642 nucleotides long. RefSeq names its product bradykinin receptor B1 (gene bdkrb1). Lineage: Eukaryota; Metazoa; Chordata; Actinopteri; Centrarchiformes; Centrarchidae. The transcript is spliced from 2 exons. Gene Ontology annotation, cellular component: membrane. Gene Ontology annotation, molecular function: bradykinin receptor activity. Gene Ontology annotation, biological process: neutrophil chemotaxis; inflammatory response; immune response. Bases 51 to 1175 code for a protein of 374 amino acids. The record is from RefSeq and is a predicted model, not a curated record.